AUGGGCUGUGGGCCCAGUACCGUACUGUCGGAUCAGGAACAACAAGUAAUAGUCGCGACGUGGAAGGCGCUACGGAAGAAUCUUUUCUGUCAACGAGGAGCUGGGACCGCCGCAUUGCCGCCACCCGAUUCCCAUUCCGUCGCUGCUAUCCACGGGAAAAUCGCUAGUAGAAAAGGUGAGUGGGCGUGUUCUACUGCAUUGGGUUAG
This is a messenger RNA of Necator americanus (New World hookworm), 207 nucleotides long. RefSeq lists its product as uncharacterized. The coding region runs from base 1 to 207 and encodes 68 amino acids. The transcript has a single exon. NCBI's taxonomy places the organism in Eukaryota, Metazoa, Nematoda, Chromadorea, Rhabditida, Ancylostomatidae. The record is from RefSeq and is a predicted model, not a curated record.